Messenger RNA from Cyphomyrmex costatus, 3648 nucleotides. RefSeq lists its product as uncharacterized. The coding region runs from base 1 to 3648 and encodes 1215 amino acids. Gene Ontology annotation, biological process: DNA integration. The transcript is spliced from 2 exons. Gene Ontology annotation, molecular function: nucleic acid binding. The record is from RefSeq and is a predicted model, not a curated record. NCBI's taxonomy places the organism in Eukaryota, Metazoa, Arthropoda, Insecta, Hymenoptera, Formicidae.
AUGUUAAAGCAAGCGGCAAGAAUUAAGGUGCAUUCUCGGCUAAAUUCAUAUAAUGUCACUAUCAAUUGCCUAGUGGUUGAUAACGUAACGGAGAAGCUUCCGGCAUUUUCGCUCAAACGAAAUGAGUUCGAUUUUCCUCAUAAUGUUAAAUUGGCAGAUCCUCGCUUCAACGUGUCGUCCGAGAUUGACCUUCUCAUUGGGGCAGAAAUAUUCUGGGACCUAUUAUGCGUGGGACAAAUAAAGGCUUCAUCAAAGCACCCCACAUUACAAAAAACCCGUUUUGGAUGGAUCAUGGCGGGACGUUUAGAUAAGAUAUCCCAGUCUUCGUCAAAGGUGCUACCGUUACAUGCAUCUAUUUCUAAUAAGCAACUACAUGCGGAACUAGGCAAGUUCUGGCAGCUAACUGACUCAACAGAUAAAAAGAGUGAAUUCACAAUUGAAGAAAGCAUUUGCGAGCAACAUUUUCAAAACAAUGUUGGUCAAAAUGAACAAGGUAGGUUCGUAGUUAAAUUGCCGGUCAGGGAUCAUUCACUUACUAAACUCGGAGAAUCUCGCGAGAUCGCUUUGAAUCGAUUGAGGGGAUUAGAGAAGCGUUUUGAUCGUCAACCGGAAUUUAAGGCUUUAUAUUCCGAAUUCAUAAAUGAAUAUGUGAAGCUGGGGCACAUGCGUCCAGUAAAAAGCAUACAAAGCAGCGAAGAAUCGCUAUCCGUUUUCUUGCCGCAUCACGGCAUAUUCAAAACCACGGGUCAAAUUUCAAAAAUACGAGUAGUAUUCGAUGCUUCGUGCAAGGACAGCAGUGGGUUGUCUCUCAACGACGUGUUAAUGGUAGGUCCAGUCGUGCAACAAGAUCUUGUAUCUAUCUUAAUGCGGUUUCGAAUGUUUCGAUAUGCCAUCGUAGCCGAUAUUAUAAAAAUGUAUAGACAAAUAUUAGUGCAUCCCUCCCAAACUUGUUUGCAAAGAAUUCUGUGGCGAGAGAAUCCUACAGAUCAAGUUAGCACAUACGAGCUGCUUACCCUUACGUAUGGCACAUCCUCAGCGCCAUAUUUAGCAACAAGGUGUCUCAUCUACCUUGCUAAUUUAUUUUCUUCAAAAUAUCUAACAGGAUCGAAACACCUCAUCUGUGACUUUUACAUGGAUGACAUGCUUGCGGGAGCAGAUACUAUCAAGGAGGCAGAAGUCAUCCGCGACGAGAUGAUUGAGCUAUUACGAGAAGGAGGUUUCGAAUUAGACAAAUGGGCAUCCAAUUGUCCCGGUUUGAUGAAAGGCCUAGACAAUCAAAACAAUAAAAUAAUCAACAUUAACGAUGAUAUCGAAGCUCGCAUUCUUGGCAUUCGGUGGAAUCGGGUUAAAGACACCUUCCACUUUCAUUGUGAGCCCGUGCCGGCUUCUAAGUUCACCAAGCGUAUUAUUGUAUCCGAAGUUACGAGAGUAUUUGAUCCAUUAGGGUUGUUGGGCCCAGUCGUAGUGCUAGCCAAACUCAUUAUCCAAGAAUUGUGGCAGAUAGGCAUUGAAUGGGACGAAGCUGUCCCUCCAGACAUUCACAUGCGUUGGAUUACGCUCAGGUCACAAUUAGAAGUUCUCAAUCAGUUACAGAUUCCUCGCGUGGUCAAGUUUGACUCCAAUUCGCAGUUGGUACAAAUACAUGGCUUUAGUGAUGCGAGUCAACGCGCAUAUGGCGCUUGCGUGUAUCUUCGUACAAAGGUAGGGCCUCAUAACUAUCGAAUUGAGCUGCUGUGUUCCAGGUCACGAGUUGCGCCGCUUAAGGCGGUAUCUCUGCCGCGGCUUGAACUGUGCGCAGCGCUGCUGUUAGCUAGACUUAUUUCAAAGGUUUGUGAACCAGUGCAAUUGGAGCAUGCAAAGAAGUUUUUUUGGUCAGAUUCCAUGAUUACACUUAAUUGGAUAGGCGCACCAUCGCGGAAGUGGACGCCUUUCGUAGCAAAUAGAGUUGGCGAAAUACAGCGACUCACGGAAUUCAAAGAUUGGCAACAUGUCAGGUCUUCAAACAAUCCCGCCGAUGUUCUGUUGCGCGGCUUAAAUCCCAAGGAACUAAUCGAUAAUGAUUUGUGGUGGCACGGACCGCCUUUCUUACAAGAUGAUGAUGACCUAUGGCCCAGGGGAGAUAUUAUUCAAUCGCACGAGGAUUUGCCAGAAUCAAGGAUGGUGUCUUCGAUUGCGACUUUAACAGAAGGUUGCGUCAUCAACCAGUUGUUAGCUAGAUUUUCGCGUCUUAGUAAGAUCAUACGAAUCGUGGCGUAUUGUUUGCGUUUUUCGAAGAAAAAUCGUCCAAGCAAUCCAUCGAUUCUUAUAUCUCCCACAGAAGCAUCACAUGCUUUAAAUAUCGUAUGUAAGGCUGUACAGAAACAGUCAUUCUCAAAGGAUUACGAAGUGUUGCAGAGAAAGGACUCAAUCGCCGUCACCAGUAACAUACGAUCGCUAACUCCAUUCAUUGACGAAUCAGGACUCCUGCGGGUUGGCGGUAGAUUAGGCAAUUCGAAUUUAGAAAGCAACGCGCGUCAUCCUAUAUUGAUUCCGCGUAAUCACAUUCUCACUCAACUCAUUAUAGAGCAAGAACAUAAAAGAAAUUUACAUGCAGGAUUGCAAGCCACUAUGGCAAAUGUUAGGCAACAGUUUUGGUCAUUAUCUUUGCGUUCCGCAACACGCAGGGUGAUCCAAAACUGUAUUACGUGCUUCAAGGUUAAACCACGUUUUUCCGAAGCUAUUAUGGGCUCCUUGCCCGCGGGCCGCGUUACAAUGUCUAGACCGUUUACGCACUGCGGAGUUGACUACGCCGGUCCGGUUUCGAUCAAAGAAGGCAAAAGAAGAAACGGGAAACAUUCAAAGGCCUACGUGUCCAUCUUUGUUUGUUUUGCAACAAGAGCCGUGCACAUAGAGCUUGUCAGCGACUUAACAACCGAUGCUUUCAUCGCGGCGUUUAAAAGAUUCAUAUCGCGUAGAGGAAAACCCUCUAAAAUGUACUCAGAUAAUGGAACCUCUUUCGUAGGCGCUCGUAAUCAAAUCAAAGAAUUCUUCAUUCCUCGAAACGCGCCACACGUUAGCGGUUUAUGGGAAGCCGCCGUCAAGUCGGCAAAACACCACUUGACUCGCAUUGCGGGACAGGCGCAUUUGACGUUCGAAAAGCUGCAAACGGCACUCUGCGAAAUCGAAGCAGUACUCAAUUCACGGCCAAUUACACCAUUAAGUACCGAUCCUAAUGAUCUAGAAUAUCUUACUCCCGGUCAUUUUUUAAUUGGCGAACCACUGAACAGUUUUCCGUGCAGAGAUGUGAGCGAUGUAAAUGAGAAUCGUCUGAUUCGUUGGCAUCGGGUUGAGCAAAUUAGACAACAUUUCUGGCGCAGAUGGAGCACAGAGUACCUUCAUUCCCUGCAGGAACGCACGAAAUGGAGAGCGAAUAAAGGCCUUCAGCUACAACCUAAUCAACUUGUUUUGAUAAAACAGCAAAAUUUAGCCCCUUUACAAUGGAUGUUAGGGCGCAUCCAACAAAUUCAUCCGGGCGCGGAUAAUGUCGCGCGAACUGCUACAGUGAAAACUGUCAAUGGCUCUUUAGUGAGACCACUGUCUAAACUUGCCAUACUACCAUUGGAGUUGCAGAACUCACAUCUCAGCUGUGACGCGAGCAAUAGCUCGUAA